ACUUGUCAUAGGUGAUCGCACCAUGGUCGAAAUAUUGAAAAUGCAUUGCAUAUUUAAUUUGUAAACAACUCGCUUAUUUCCAAUAUCGUCAAUGCCUUUUUUCCCCUUUUUUUCUUCUUUUGAAUCCGUCCAACGUAGAACAAUUGGCUACGUUGACGAAAAGACGCUCAGGCAUGCGAAAGACGCCUCCUAUGACGUCGUUUGGGUCCUUUGACGUCACUCACGGUGGAAUUAUUUUUGGGAACUGGCUGGCUGCUACUUAGCUCUUGAACCAAACUGCGUGCGCUAAUUAUCUUCCAUGUCACUUUUGAAAUCAAACGCAUUUGACUGGUUUAUAAUUCAUAUGCUGCGUUACUUUAGUUUUCAGCUAAAAUAACCGGUCAAACGUGUCUUCGUUAUUUUGCUCGUUCCUGGUAGCUAGGAAUGUUAGCGCGCUCGCUCCGAGGCUAAUAACAAUAACGAGGCUCGUCACUUUGAUUGACAUAUGAAAUAUACUGGCGUUGCUUUGCCAACGCCCUUAAUGAUCAGUAGUAUACAUUAUUAGCUCUUACUUGUGGAUACCAACAUUGUAAUAUGGCGGAAUUGAGUCGAAUUGAUGUCACCGUGAAGACUCUGGAUUCACAGAGCAGGAGCUAUCAAGUCGGGGGCGAGAUGACUGUGAGGCAGUUCAAGGAGCACAUCGCGUCAUCGGUGGAGAUCCCAGUGGACAAGCAGCGGCUCAUCUACCAAGGCAGAGUGCUACAAGAUGACAAAACGCUGACUAUGUACAAUGUACACGGAAAGGUGAUUCAUUUGGUGGAGCGUGCCCCACCUCGAAGCACCGUGACCGGCUCGGGGGGUGCGGAGGUAUCCAAUGAAGGGACAGCAGAUGACAGCAGCGGUCAUAUUGCCGCCUCGCCACCUCAAGAUCGCAACGGUUACGUGAUGCUCGGGACUUUCAACCUCCCUGUCAACUUGUUGGAACCCCAAGCCGUGCAGCAGAUGAUGCCUGGAUUAGGUGAGUCUGGAAGAAAUGCCCGGGUCAGCACCAGCCCAGGGAGCAACGGCUCGCUGAACGUGCAGAUUAAUUUGGACCAGUCGGUGCAGAGCGAAGCUCGGAUGAGGGUGCAACUGGCUGAGAACCUGCUUCGGAGUGCUCACGCUCUGAUCCAAAGGCUGGAGGGUGUUUCCAGUUCGCAGGCAGAAUCCGAGUUGCCUCGCACCUCUUCAUCCUCAACAGCAUCGUCACCGUCGGGCAGAAUCGCUGAAGAAUCACUACCCAUGGAAACCAAUGCUCCCCCUGCUGCAUCAGCAGCAGCACCACCAGCAGCAGCAGCACCAGCAGCAGCAGCACCAGCAGCAGCAGCACCAGCAGCACCAGCAGCAGUAGCAGCAGCACCAGCAGCAGCAGCAGCAGCACCACCAGCAGCAGCACCACCAGCAGCAGCAGCAUCCACCUCAACACAGACUGAAGGGGCACCCGACACAGCACCCAAUCACCUGAGGCCAGCAGAGUUUGUUGCUAUUCUGUCUGAGGUGUGGAGGGUGGAGGAGAGGUUACGUCCUUUCAUAGAGAGGACCCACUCCAUCCUCGGGGCGGCCACGUCGGCAGACUACAACAACAAUACACAGGAACGAGAUGAGGAUCAACGCCUUCUCAACAUGGCUGGAGAUGCGCUACGUCUUCUGGGCAAUGCUUUGAUUGUGCUGGGUGAGCUUCGCUGCAACCUGGCGAGCCCUCCUCCACGUCACCUGUAUGUGCUCCGGCAUAGCCAUCCUGUCCUAGUCCGGUCCGCUCUGCCGCCGCACGUGCCCAUUCCGGUAAACGUGGGAACGGCAAACGGAGGACCUGCUGGGGAAAAUCUUGGCCGGCCAUCUCGAUCAGAUCACCUCCCUUCGGCGCAGGCUCCGCCGCCGCCUCCUCCUCGUGCCAACGAGACCACGGAAGGAGCCCGGGUGAUCAGGAUCGCCCACCAGACUAUGGAGCCUGUCGUCAUGAUGCAUAUGAACAUUGAUGGUGAUACAAGUUCUGGACCGCCAAAUGCCACAAGUUCAGUGCAACCAGGCUUGCCCGCAGAGUUCAUGCAAGCCAUCGUCCAGCAGAUCUCCCACCAAGCAGCCACCGUGGCGGCGCCGCCGCCGCCGGCGGUUUCAGCCAAUCAAGCGACACGCACGACGGGCUCCGCAGUCGGUCAUGAAGGGAUGGCUUCUUCGGCGCCGCCCGCUCAGGCCAGAGCGAUCUUCACCAGACCACCGUUCUCCCCCCAUAUCUCACAUCCUAUGGGAACGAGAGGGACCUCCAACAACUUCCGAGCUGCGAUGCCUGGAGCAGGCCAACAAGCAGGACAGCCAGCUGCCGGCGACACGGCGGAAGAGUCCACGAGGCGGAGAUUGGACCCGGAGGUUUUACCCGGCCUCGUGCAAGCAGCGCUGUCGACGAUGACCGGGGCACAGCAUGGCAACGGAGAGAGCAUCGCACAGUUUAUUCAGAGACUUUCUCAGAGCAGCAAUAUCUUCACACCUGAAUGGGGAGGGGACACGGGCUUCUUUGGCGACCUGUUGUCUAUGGUGUGUCAGAGCUUUUCCAUGAUGGACAUGGUGCUGUUGCUUCACGGAAGCGAUCAGCCUCUGAGCCGCAUCGGGCCCCAGCUGACUGAAUUCUUCACCCAUCACUACCUGGGCGGCGGCCAAGAGCCCACUGACGCCAACGUAGCUAGAGCAGCUGAUGACCUCAUCAAUGGUCUGGAGGGGUUCAUUGCGGAGAGCUUUUCAAAUGUGGCCGUACGCCGUGGAGUGGACAUCGUUCAGAGCAACCUAGCUUUCCUCAGGCGACAGCUCGCAGUGAUAGCCUCACAUGUGCUGCGCUGCAAUGAUGCCACCUUUGGCCCCUCUCUGCUGUUGCUGUGCACCCAAGGUCUGUUUGAGUGUCUUGCCCUCAACUUGUAUUGUCUGGGAGGAGAACAGAGAGCUCUGACCGCUGUCAUCACCCGCCGCAUUAGGAGAAUGUUCUCCCUAGGUAAUCCCAGUUUGUUGAACUGUUUGACCGGUAUGAUCUCCAUGAGGUUGCAGGAUAUUCUGGAGGACAACCCAGUUACCCGGGAUCACAUUCAGCGCUAUGUCGUAUCGGACGACCGGAGGGCAGCGGCAGCGGCAGCAGCAGCAGCAGAAGCAGCAGCAGCAAAAUCAGCAGCAGCAGCAAAAUCAGCAGCAGCAGCAAAAUCAGCAGCAGCAGCAGCAGCAGCAAAAUCAGCAGCAGCAGCAGCAGCAAAAUCAGCAGCAGCAAAAUCAGCAGCAGCAGAAGCAGACACUGGACAACAGCCAGCUGAGAGUCAGAAUGUAGAGAUGGAGGAGACUUUAUCUCCAGCAACCACAGCAGAGGAGGCCAACGCAUGGUCCGGCGACGGCCGAGAGAACACGCCCCCGGGAUCUGCCGUGACCCCGCCCGGACGUCCGGAGCCGACCCAGGAGGUGGAGCCGUGGGCAGCGUCGCUUCCACCGGAAUGGGUUCCAAUCAUCAGGCACGAUGUGCAUUCUCAAAGGAAGCUGCGAGCACAGCCGCCGCUGUCUGACGCCUACCUCCAGGGGAUGCCCGCUAAGAGGAGAAAGUGGAAAGGAACGGUCCGUGAUGGCAGCGCGCUUUCCCUCCCUCCUCAGAUGACGCAGGGCCAAGGACCCAGCCUCUCCUUGUCGGACGCCGUCAGUCGAGCCGCUCGCUCUGCCGGAGCCCUGCCGCUUACUGCCGCAAACAGCCUCCAGGGAGAGCUGGAGGGUUCCCAUUUGCAGGAUGCCUAUGCCACACAGGUCAAGAAGGACAUCAAAGCGCGAGUGCUCGCAGAUCCCGACUACAACGCUCAGAAGUUCCCCAACACGCAUCGAGCUUUCUCCUCGGAUGACUCUUAAUCUGCCCAAGAUGCAUAGCAGAAUGUGAACACGAGUCAAGUGUGUGUCUGUGUGUGUGUCUGUGUCUGUGUGUGUGCGUGCGCGUGCGUGUGUUCCUGUGCUCAAAUAUUUGUGUGACGGAUGCUUUCAUUUGACAUACUCGUACUCAUACUCAUAUACUCCUACUCGUAUUCAAAAAAGAUUCAAUACCAGUGAGCAUUUGGAACGUAUUUAGAAAAUGAAAUACAAAAUGUUUUCUUAGAAGAUAUAAAACAUGUUACAGUACAAACGUGUCACGUUAGCUUUUAAAUUGCUGUCAAGUUGAGCUUCAUGUUAUAACCCGCCUCAUCAUUACAUCGGAUGAAAAAUGCUUUAACUCAUUUGUAUUUGACAUGAUGAUUUUUUCACUCAUUUGUAUUUUACUCUUUUAUAUUGAGCUUUAAUCAUGUUCCAUAGCAGUAUUAGAUCAGCUUCCCGGUCGGGUCGGUGCAGUGAAGGGAUAUUACAUCAAUAUUUGGAUCACGCAACAAGCGGAUGGAUGGAUGGAAAUAAAGUCUCUUAUUUCAAAUCUC
Molecule: messenger RNA, 4430 nt
Organism: Syngnathus typhle (broad-nosed pipefish)
Lineage: Eukaryota; Metazoa; Chordata; Actinopteri; Syngnathiformes; Syngnathidae
Gene: bag6l
Product: BCL2 associated athanogene 6, like
Exons: 22
Coding region: 574-3879 (1101 amino acids)
Cellular component (GO): BAT3 complex
Molecular function (GO): misfolded protein binding; polyubiquitin modification-dependent protein binding
Source: RefSeq, a predicted model, not a curated record